Aspergillus heteromorphus CBS 117.55 is the source of this 645-nucleotide messenger RNA. RefSeq lists its product as uncharacterized. The coding region runs from base 159 to 326 and encodes 55 amino acids. The transcript has a single exon. The record is from RefSeq and is a predicted model, not a curated record. NCBI's taxonomy places the organism in Eukaryota, Fungi, Ascomycota, Eurotiomycetes, Eurotiales, Aspergillaceae.
CCGUCCCCCAGCAGACGCGGAGAACCGGAGUACCGCGUCCGGGACGGUAAGCAUCUCUUAUUGCCCGAUGUAUCAUGGAAACAUGGGUAGGGAUAGAUUGAUUGACGGCCCAUUCAUUGAUCCAUCUAUUACCGACUCAUCCCAUCAGGGCAGAUAACAUGCACAAGACCUUGCCACCGUCACCAUCACCAUCACCAUCACCAUCACCAUCCACCAUCCACCAUCCACCAUCCACCAUCCACCAUCCCAACUUCCAACAGGAGAAGUUCACCCCCCCCCCUCCAUCAACCAGUUCCCAAAAACCUGAAAUCCCGAACUAUAUAUAGUUGGCGUGGACAAGGUCAGGCUUUCAGCAAGGACAACCCCAAUAAUUUCCUCCCAAGCCAAUAGAUCCCCCGCCAGCGGAUCAUCACGACGCCAUCUGCAUGAUUUGAUGGAUCGAUAGAUAGAUAGAUACCUAGAUGCCCCUCCCCCCUUCUGUCUCACCCCCACGAGGCUCUUCCCUCGUGGAAGAGCAGUAGUGCGAGCAAGCAAGCAGGCAGGCAGGCAGGCAAUGAACCCUCCCUGAUAGAUAGUAGGUAGAUAAUCACCAAGCCCAACCUAACCCGGAUAUGGUGGGUGCCAUGGUCCACAGACCCCCUCGGA